This is a messenger RNA of Prosopis cineraria, 492 nucleotides long. Its product is annotated as RING-H2 finger protein ATL64-like. The transcript has a single exon. Lineage: Eukaryota; Viridiplantae; Streptophyta; Magnoliopsida; Fabales; Fabaceae. Gene Ontology annotation, biological process: protein ubiquitination. Bases 1 to 492 code for a protein of 163 amino acids. The record is from RefSeq and is a predicted model, not a curated record.
AUGUCUUCCAAUUCCGGCAUACCUGACGAUGAUUCUUGGUUUUGGGAGCAACGCAGCGUAUCCUCAUUUGUCAUAUUCUCUGCCAUCUUCAUCAUGCUUUCCUUCUACAGCAUAUUUCAGUGUGUAUUCUAUAGAAACCCUCGCACUAGUUCCUCAAGAAGCCCCACUUCGAGGUCAAGGGGAGAUUUGAACGAGCCAAAUCUUGAUGAUCGUCAUUCUAUACAGAUUCAAGACCGUGCUUUAGAGAUGCGUGUCAUAUCAUCUCUUCCGAUGUCUCAGUUUAAGAAGAAUGAGGCAGAAGAAAAAAGGGGAACCAACAUAGAGUGUGCGAUAUGCUUGGGAGAGUUUGAAGAAGAAGAAUGGGUUAAGAGACUUCCUAGCUGUUCGCAUGUCUUUCAUGUUUCCUGCAUAGAUACAUGGUUUCGCUCUCCUCUCUGUAGAUCUUAUAUCUAUCAUAAUAAUCUCGCUCUGUUUCUUACUACACAUCGCUAG